Glossina fuscipes is the source of this 2001-nucleotide messenger RNA. Its product is annotated as acyl-coenzyme A thioesterase 9, mitochondrial-like. The transcript is spliced from 3 exons. Bases 603 to 1940 code for a protein of 445 amino acids. The record is from RefSeq and is a predicted model, not a curated record. Gene Ontology annotation, molecular function: fatty acyl-CoA hydrolase activity. Gene Ontology annotation, biological process: acyl-CoA metabolic process. Gene Ontology annotation, cellular component: mitochondrion. Lineage: Eukaryota; Metazoa; Arthropoda; Insecta; Diptera; Glossinidae.
AGAAAUUAAGAAAUUUUAUAAUCGCGAAUUUUAUAUAUGAUGUUAACCUAUGUUAAAUGGUGUUGAUGCGAAGCAACCGUUUCAAGCCGAAUUCUAGUUUUAUUAUUAGUGGAUUUUUAAGAUUACUGUAAUCGUAUUCAAGUGCAGCCUUUGCUUUCUUUUGAAAGACAAGGUUUCUGUUAUAACAGGAAGCAUUAUUAUUGGUAAUGCAGUCUUUAAUUUUAUUGAGCAGACAGAGUUGGUAAACGGAAUUUUAUUUAGGUUGUGGAGAUUUUAGCAAUUUAAUGGAUCGUCGUCAUUAAACCAGAUACUAAACUAAAGUGAAUGCAGAAGUUAUCAAAUAUAAAUAAUAGAAUUAUUUUUAAAAUAUAAAAUUAUCUUAAAUGACUUGUGUGAUCAUAUCGCGAAUAUGGAUGCAGUAAUUUAACAAGGGAAGAGAUUAGCUCAUCACUUGUAGAUGUGUACAGAGAUAUUUAUAUACGCAAAUGUGUUUACUAGUUUAGUCAUUCAUUACGUCACGGAUGUAUAGCAAAAUUUGUUAGUUUUUAUUUAUUUAUUAAAUAACGGAUUAUCGUUAGUAUUAAUUAACAAAAUAAAUAAAAAUGUUUCGAAUACUCCUAAAAACAAGCGGAAGGAUGGUCAGUAGUCGAAAACUGUUGUUACCUCAAAGCAAAGGAAUAUUGUCUAUGGGCAGUUUACUAACACAACGUUACAUUGGUCUACAGAAAAAGAGCGACAAUGAUCAUUAUUACGCUGGUACUAUGGCUGAAGUUCAAGCUGAAAUUAUGAAACGUUUAGGUUUAGAAAUGGGUUACUCACCGGUGCCAAAAACCCGCGAACAUUUACUUAAAUAUGAGCCAAAAAUUACCGAUUUGCCAGCGCGUUCUAUGCAAGAUUCCUUUACUUCAGUUAUAAUACCAUUAAGUUCUGAUAAAAGCCUACAAGACCGAUAUGUAGCAUUUUUGGGUCAUGUUCGAUUAGGACGUUUAAUGGAAGACAUGGAUAUGUUUGCUGUUUGGGUAUGUCAUCAACAUGUGAAUGUCCCUUCUCUACCAGCGGAUGUUCAUUUGCCCUAUACAUUUGUUACUAUACUAGUGGAUAAGGUAACAUUUUCCGAUGUACGAACUAGGGCCACUGAAGAUAUACGUAUGUCAGGGCAUGUUUCAUGGGUGGGUAGAAGUUCAAUGGAAAUUGUUGUAUGGCUAGAGCAAAAAGAGAAUGGUUCAUGGCGUAAAAUUACACGAGCUUUAUUUUUAAUGGCUGCCCGUAAUGCCACCAAUACGGGAGCGGCGCCAGUUAAUCCUAUCAAACCCGCCACUGAUGAAGAGAAGAAUAUUUUAGAUGGUGGCGAAGAACGUAAGAAAUUGCGUCAAAAAUUACAAGCGUCUUCCAUAUUCAAAGUGGAACCCAAUGAUUUUGAACAAUCAUUGAUGUAUGAUCUGUAUAAGCGUACCACACCACAAACGACAAUCGAGUUAAAUAAACGUGUUUUACCAUCUAAUUGCCGUUGGAUGUCUGAUUCUUAUGUGGUUAAUACGAUGGCUUCGUAUCCGGAAAAUCGUAACGCCCAUAAUAAAGUAUUUGGCGGCUUUUUAAUGCGCAACGCAUUGGAAAUCAGUUGGGUGGGGGCGAAUCUCUAUUGCAAAAAUCGCCCUAAAUUGGAGCAUAUUUGUGAUAUUAGUUUUGAGAAGCCGGUGAGUGUUAAUUCAUUCAUUAAAAUGACUGCCUAUGUGGUCUACACUGAAGUUAACUACAUGCAAAUGAUGACCAUCGCUGAUAUUAUCGAUUCCAGUACUGGUGAUCAGUUAACUUCGAAUGUAUUUUAUUAUACAUUUUCGGCACCAGAUGAAGUCCCCGAAAUAUUACCCCGUUCGUAUCACGAAACGAUGUGGUAUAUACACGGACGUCGUAAAUUCAAAUACGCUUUGGGUUUGGAAUAAAAACAAACGGAAGAAAGCAUCAGACGAAAUUUAUCGAAAUUAUUAAUUGGAACGAACAGGA